AUGGCGACCAACGGCAGGCUCCGGGACCUGCUCAGUCGCUUCACCUCCAAAUCCGAGGGCUGGGCCGCCGUCGCGCCCUCCCCCGCCGGCACGGACUUCGCCGAUUUUGCCCAGAUUUUCUCUGAGUUCGCGUCGGCGAAGGACCCGUCCCUGGCGUCCGACUACAGGGACCCCGCGUCGCUGCGGGAGGCGCUGGCGGCCGCGCUGCCGGGAUGGAACGCGGCGCGGGGGCCCCCGGACGGGCCGGACGGCCAACUGGCAGUGGAGCUCAAGGGCAGGAACAUCAGCAAUGUUCAGAUCCUGCGCGGCCACCGGGAGUCGGGGGCGCGCUCCAGGGACGCCAGGCCGCGGGAACACGGCUGGCGCAACGGCGAGGACAGAGACAGGCUGCGGGGCCACCGCUCGGAGCGGGAUGCGCACAGGUCGCGUCCAAGGGAGGACGGGCAUGAGGGCUGGGGGCGCGAGCGGUGGGCGGAGAGGGGCCGGCGGGAGGAGGGUGGGUGGCGCAAGCGGAGGGGGGAGGGCGAGCGGGCGGAGCGGGGCCAGAGGCGGAGGACCGGGGAGUCGGGGGAGUACGACUUUCCAAGGCACAGGUACGACGACUAUGAAAAAGACAUCCACGACGCACCCACGGAUCCCGAAGAGGUGUGCAUCAAGGCGGAGAUGCCCGUCCGCAGGGACCUGGCUGGGGCAGUGAUUGGACACCGUGGUGAGACAGUCUCAAGGAUAAGGCGCAUCUCGGGAGCACAUGUCCACCUUUGUGAGCCGCAGCAUGGAGAAUCGGAAAGGGUCGUGGAACUGAUCGGCACCAGGGUCCAGGUUGAGGCAGCCUGCAAGGAGGUGAGAGCGGUGAUGAUGGAAGAGGCAGGAGAAUGGACGAUGGAGCAUGGAUACAUCUCUCGAGCAACCAUCCAGCUGCACAUCGCUCCUGAGAUGGUCGGGUGCCUCAUAGGGAAGGGGGGUGGGAAUGUGAAAAACAUCAAGAGCAGCACAGGAGCCUCUGUCAGAGUCGAUCAUCUUGUUGAGGGCGAUACUACUCAGACAGUGCACAUAUGUGGAGAUCCAGAUGCCGUGUUGCGUGCACACACGAUGGUGAUGGCAACAUUGAGAGGCUUCGACCAGAGGAAGUCUCGUCUGGGACGGACACCAGUUGGGCCACCCCAGUUGAGUGAACAGCAGCACCACCAGGCUGAACCAGGGGAGAUAUUGCCAACACCAACGCCCAUGACAAACGCACGCUCUGCGGCUGCAGCUGCAGCUGUGGCUGCGGCUCUUAAUAGCUCUGCGACUGCUGCUCUUAAUGGUUCUGCGACUGCGGCCCUUAAUGGCUCUGCGACUGCGGCUCCGGCUCUUAACGGGGCUGGAGUUCCACAACCGAUGGUCAACAUGGCCCCUCUUGGAGGGCUGCCUGCCGAUGGCACCCAGGUCGUUCAGCAGAUGCCAGCGAAUGCAGGCCUAUCAGUAGGUGCUCAAUUUGUGCUUCAAACUCCACAAGGUGGCGCCACCCCUCCUCCCACGGUCCUUGUCCUCCAGCCUGAUGGCACAUACCUCCCUGCACCUGUGGUCCUGCAGACAAUGGCAGGGAUGCAGCAACCAUCAUCCCUGCAGGCAGCAGGCUUGGCACCCGCCAACGUGCAGCAGGCAACCUUGCCCAACACGUCCAUGGGUCUGGCCCAAAUCCAAACGAACACCAUCGAGUCCGCCAUGGUCACCACCAGCCAGCCCAUGCAAUCCAGCCAGUUCGAGCAAGGCUUCAACGGCCAAUUGGCAGGCAACCUCCAGCAGCCCACCAUUCAACCACAACUCACAAACUCGAUCCAGGCUGCCAGCGUUCAAACAAGUGUGGUGGGAGAUGCUGUCAGCAUGCCCCUCCAGGUGGCAGUCACUACAGAGGGACUCAUGCUCCCAAUGCAGGCUGGUGGCCUUGCGCCUGGCAUGUACAGCGGUCUGAACGGGGAUGGGUCGACGUCAAUGGUGGUGAUUGGUGAGGACGGCAACCCACAAGCACUGCCCUCUGGCUAUGCAGCACUGGCAUCUCUGUCCGGGAUGCAGGCAAUACAGAUGGCCCCCGGGGCAGUGAACAUGGCACUGUCUAUGAACACUGAGACCCCGCAGCAAGUCCAGAAUGUCCCAAAUGACAAAGCCGCCGUGUAG
Molecule: messenger RNA, 2154 nt
Organism: Ostreobium quekettii
Lineage: Eukaryota; Viridiplantae; Chlorophyta; Ulvophyceae; Bryopsidales; Ostreobiaceae
Source: the annotation of a GenBank genome assembly